AGAAGGCGGCUUGCAAGGGGAGGGGGUGGUUUGCUAUACAGGGUAAUUCCUUAUUUGGUGAGGAUACAGCAGGGCCAGGUGUUGGUUGGUCUGUUGUGGGGCGUAAGCCCAUUUUCCCUUCCCAUCAGCCCCAUUGUUUUCUGGGCAGGAAUUUAGAGUCUCUUGUUGAUUCCCAGAACAGGUGAGGUCGUUAUGUCCCAAUGCCUCUCCUACCUCAUACUGGUCGAUGUUUUCUCUUACCCCCCGGGCCUCCUUUCACCCGGGCCAACAGAUCUUACACGACCUAGGUGACUGUUGGGGCCCCCCAGAUCCUGACCCGAAUCCUCAAGCCUCCAAUGAGGGUCUCCUGUUCAGGGCACUGCGGUUCAGGCCUCUGUCUCCAGAACUUUAGGUGUGCGUGUGUGGUGGCCCUAUUUCUGACAGGCCGUAUGGAGAGUGUUAAAGGCUGGGGGCUUGGCACGUGCAAAUCCUUGGAGAGUCACAAGAGCCGGGAACAUUCUGGAAACCUGGGGUUGGAGUCCCUUCUUCAGAGACGUGGCAUUAUGGAGGAGUCAUAUGAGCCCUUCUGGGCCAACAGUCGGCAUUUUGGAAGUCAUGGAGGGUUGUGAAUAAAUCAGGAAGACACACUGAGUUAGUUUUAAAGUAUUUCAGAGGCUGCUCAGGGGAGAACAGACUGGGAAGGGGGAGCUGAGGGUGGAGGCAGGGAGACCUGGGAGAGCCUAGUGCAUUCCACUCCAGAGAGUAAGUUGGUUUCUGGACCAGACUGGUGCCUAUGGAAGUUAUUGACCUGAAACAAAUAGCCUCCCAGCUAUUUCUUCUGCAAAGAUGAGUUUUUUUCGGGAUCAUCAGGGAAUUGCAAUUGAGAUGUGCGGCCAUGAUGAACUAACACUUUUAUAGAGAUUAAAGAGGGAAGUUAGAAGGGCUAUAGUCACCAGAGUCCAUGGCUUUUCAUUGCCUGAGUCCUUUCCAGGAGAGAAGAGAGUCGUCUUCUUCCUUUUGGAUACUGUUAUUGUCUCAGGUUCCCAUGGUGGCAGCAGCAUUUAUGGUCCCUGGACAGGGCCAUGUGAUCUUUGAGGAUGUGGCUGUGUCCUUCUCCCAGGAGGAGUGGGGUCUCCUUAAUGAUGCUCAGAGACUCCUGUACUGUGACGUGAUGCUGGAGAACCUGUCACUUAUAGCCUCCCUGGGGUGUUGGUGUGCAGUAGGUACUGAGGAGGCUGCUUCUGAACAAUGUGUUUCUGUAGAACUAGUGACACAAGACAGGAAUCCAAAUCCAGACCCAUCUAUCCUGAAGACUCUUACUUCGGAUAUGGGUGCCCUGGUAGAGAAAUGUGUUUUGUACCUGACUGAGCACGAAGGAGUGCAUUCUGGGCUGAAACCAUCCUCUUCUGGGGCCUGUGGGAAAAUGUUCACUUCUCACCUACAACAUCACCAGAAGCAGCCCAGUGGAGAGAAACACCUCAGAAGCGAGGAAAAUGGAGCCUUGCUUAUGACGAGCUGCAAAGUCUUUUUACCCAACAAUAUGUUCACAUGCGGAGAGGUUGAGAAGGCAUUCCUAAGAAGCUUGGGCUUUCCCCAUCACCAGCCGUCCCACGAUGGAGAGCAUCCAGGUAGAAGCAGGCAGAGCAGGGAGGUCUCUCACCCUGGGCAAGGGCAUUAUGAGUGCAACGAAUGUGGCAAAGCCUUCAGUAAGAAGUAUAAAUUCAUGGAGCACCUGAGAGUUCACACUGGUGAAAAACCUUAUGAGUGCAGUGACUGCGGGAAGUUCUUUAGACUCACCUCCAGUCUUACUCACCAUAGGAAGGUUCACAUAGGAAAAAGUCUUCAUGAGUGCCCUAAUUGUGGGAAAGUGUUUGCCCACAAAUAUAAACUUGUUGAGCACCAGAGAAUCCACACUGGAGAAAGACCCUAUGAGUGUAAUCAAUGUGGGAAAGCUUUCCUUCAAAAGGAUACACUUGUUAGGCACCAAAAAGUCCACACUGGAGAAAAUUCUCAUAAGAGCAGUGAAUGUGGGAAGCCCUUCCUUUACAGAAAAAAUCUUGUGCAUCAGAGGAGAAAAGAAAAGCCUUAUGAGUGUAGCAAAUGUGGGAAGUCAUUCGUCUUCAAAAAAAGGCUUCUUGAUCACCAGCGAAUCCACACCGGAGAAAAGCCUUAUAUGUGCAGUGAAUGUGGGAAAGCCUAUGUCUACAAAGGAAGUCUUGUUGUGCAUAAGAGAAGUCAUACUGGAGAAAAGGCUUAUGGAUGUAAAUGUGGGAAGUUCUUUACAAGCAGCUCUGCCCUCAGUAAACACCAGAAUGUUCACACUGCAGAAAGGCCUUAUGAGUGCAGUGAAUGUGGGAAAGCUUUCAAGGUCAAAAUUAAACUUGUUGAGCACCAGAGAAUCCACACUGGAGAAAAACCCUAUAAGUGUAAUCAGUGUGGGAAAGCCUUCAAGCUCAAGUAUUCACUUGUUCGGCACCAAACUGUCCACACUGGAGAAAAGCCUUUUAAUUGCAAUGAAUGUGGCAAGCCUUUCAGUUACAAAACAAGUCUUCUUGAGCACCAGAGAAUCCACACUGGAGAAAGGCCUCACACAUGCAAUAAAUGUGGGGAAGGCUUUGUCUACAGAAGAAGUCUUGUUGUCCACCAGAGAAUCCACACUGGAGAAAGGCCUUAUAUGUGCAGUGAAUGUGGAGAAGCCUUUGUCUAUAGAAGAGGUCUUAUUGCCCACCAGGGAAUCCAUACUAGAGGAAAACCUUGAGUGUAGUUCUUUGCAGGCAGCUCCAGGCUCAUAAAAAACAAGAAAGUUCACACUGGAGAAAUGCCCUCCAGACUUAAGCUUUCCUUCACUUGAGUUAAUAUCUAGCAGCAUAUAGAGUAGGUGUCAUAGAGUAAGUGAAAAUUUAACUUACGUGGAGCCAAACUUUCGUAGACUGGUAGUAUCCUGUUACAGUCUUACCAGAAGCACCAGAACGUGAGUUCCUGUUCUUUACGUUCUUAUCAACACUUGGUAUGGUCAGGCUUUCUAACUUCAGUGAUGUAAGAGGUGUAUAGUGGUAUCUAGUGAUUUUAACUAGUAUUUCCCUAUUGACAUGAUGUUGAGUGGUUUUUCAUGUGAUAAUUUCAUUCAUAGUUUUUUGAAAUUUCUGUUUAUAUGAUUUGUCAUCUUAAUUACUGAGUUUUGACAUUUGUUCAUGGAUUAUUGAUUAAGGUUCUCUAAUGGAAAUAUCUGACAUUAUUUUCAUCCAGAAUUGGUCUUCUCAUUUCAGUAGCUUUUCCAGAGAAAAAGUUUUCAGCUUUAAUGGAGUCUUACUUGUGCAUUUAUUCUUUUACUGCUUAUGCUUUUGGUGUUCUAUCAAUAAAUGAAAAAUGUUUCCCAAAUUUAAAGACAGAAGUUUUUCUAUGUUUCCUUCUGAAACUUUAAAGUUUAGUUUUUUUUAUUGAUGUGAAUGAUUCAUAUUUAGUUCAUUUUUGGAAGUUCUUUUUAAAAUAUGGAUACCCAGUUGCUGCAGUGAUACUGACUUAAAUACCUUCUCCACUGAAUUGCUUUUGUAUCCUCAUUGAGGGUCAAUCAUAUGUAUAUGUUUACUUCUGAACUUUAUCUUCUGUUGCAUUUAUCUACUUUAUUUAUGUCAAUCCUUUCAUGUGUUGAAUAAUUUGUUGUUUUAAUAUGCCUUGAAAUCAAGGUCAUGUACUCCUUGGACUUUCUUUUUCAAAGUUGUUAUGGCCAUUCUUAGUCCUUUGCCUUUCCAUGUGAAUUUUAGAAUCCACUUGUGAAUUUGAACAUCCCAAAAACCAACUAGGAUUUUGACUGGAAUUGCAUUUAAUCUUUAAUUUAGAAAGGCAUACUGAGUGUCCCAAUUCAUAAACAUGAUAGCUUCUUUUAUUUAGAUCUUAGAUUAAUUUUUGUUAGCAAUGUUUUUUAGUUUUCUGUUUAUAAGUCUCGUAUGACUUAAACAUCCCCAGGUAUUUUCUACAUAGAAUGAUAUAGUGAAUGGAAACUUUAAAAAAUUUUUUUCAAUUUCUGAAUUUUUCAUAGCUAUUACAGUUAGAUAUUAAACUAAGGAUAGAAACAAUCCUUCUUGAUCUUAUAAACAUCUACAAAGAGUUAUUAGAGGGACUUCCCUGGUGGUGCAGUGGCUUAGAAUCCACCUGCCCUGGUCCGAGAAGAUCCCACGUGCUGUGAAGCAACUAAACCCGUGUACUACAACUACUAAGCCUGCACUCUAGAGCCCAUGAGCCAUGACUACUGAGCCCAUGUGCCACAACUACUGAAGCCUGCAUGCCUAGAGCCCGUGCUCUGCAACAAGAGAAGCCACCACAAUGAGCAGGUCAAGCACCACAACAAAGAGUAACUUCCACUUGCUGCAACUAUAGGAAGCCUGCCUGCAGCAAUGAAGACCCAACACAGCCAAAAUUAAAAAUAAAUAAAUUUAUUUAAAAGAGCUAUUAGAAAUACUAUACCUUUGAUUGAUUAUUAAAAUAUUCAUGUUAGAAUAAAAGAAGGACAGCUGCUUAUUGUUCUGGAGCAGGCCCAGACCAAGAGUACUCCCUGGUGAGUGCCUUGGAAGGGUGGCUGGGUUGGAGCAGCCCAGGCGGGGAACAGUUUAUUGGGGUUUUCUUUUUUGUUUUUAAUUUAUUUGGCUACAUUGGCUCUUAGUUGUGGCAAGCAGGAUAUUCACCGCAGCAUGCAGGAUCUUUUCAUUGCGGUUCAUGGGCUCUUAGUUGCACAGGCUUCUCUAGUUGUGGCCCAUGGGCUCCAGAGCAUGUGGGCUCAGUAGUUGAGGUGCAUGGGCUUAGUUGCCCUGCAGCAUGUGGGAUCUUAGUUCCCUGACCAGGAAUUGGACCUGCGUCCUUUGCAUUGGAAGGCAGAUUCUUAACCACCAGACCACCAGAGCAUUCCUUUUAUUGACUAUUUCUUUUCUCUUUCUUUUUAAAAUUAAUUUAUUAAAUUUAUUUUUGGCUGCGCUGGGUCUUGUGGCUGUGUGUGGCCUUUUCUCUAGUUGCAGCGAGCAGGGGGUACUCUUUGUUGUGGUGGCUUUUCUUGUUGCAGAGCACACACAGGCUUUAGGCAUGAGGGCUUUGGUAGUUGCAGCAUAUGGGCUCAGUUGCGGCACGUGGGCCCUAGAGCACAUGGGUUUCAGUAGUUGCAGGGUGUGGGCUCAGUAGUUGUGGCACAUGUGCUUAGUUGCUCCACCACAUGUGGGAUCUUCCUGGACCAGGGAUUGAACCUGUGUCCCCUGCAUUGGCAGGCAGAUUCUUAACCACUGGACCACGAGGGAAGUCCUAUUGGCGUUUUCUUAAGCAGUACUUUAGGGAAAAUUUAUCCCACAUUUAACACUUAUAGAAAAAAAUGUGUCAAAUCAAGGAACUCAGAUUCCACCUUCAGAAACUAGGAAAAGAAAAGAGAAAUCCAGAGAAAGCAGAAGAAAUUAAUAUCAAAUCAAAUAUGAAUGCCCUACAACUACUGAGCCUGUGCUGUAGGGCCUGCCUGCUGCAACUUCUGAAGCCCAUGCACCUAGAGCCCAUGCUCCAAAACAAAGAGAAGCCAGUGCAAUGAGAAGCCUGUGCACCACAAUGAAGAGUAGCCUCUGCUCACCACAACUAGAGAAAGCCUGUGCUUAGCAACAAAGACCCAACACAGCCAAAAAUAAAAUUUAUUAAAAAAAACAAAAAACAAAAAAAUAAAACUAACAACAAAAAACAACCCAAUCGAGAAAUGGACAAAAUGGGAAUUCCCUGGCAGUACAUAGGUGGCCAACAGGCACAUGAAAAGAUGCUCAACAUCACUAAUUAUUAGAGAAAUGCAGAUGAAAACUACAAUGAAGUACCACGUCACACUGGUCAGAAUGGCCAUCAUCAAGAAGUCUACAAAUAACAUGCUGGAGAGGGUGUGGAGAAAACGGAAGCCUUCUACACUGUUGGUGGGAAUUAAAUUUGUGCAGCCACUGUGGAGAACAGUAUGGAGGUUCCUUAAAAAACUAAAAAUAAGAGCUGUCAUAUGAUCCAACAAUCCCACUCCUGGGCAUACAUCUGGAGAAAACUCUAAUUGGAAAAUAUAGUGCACUGCUAUGUUCAUAGCAGCACUAUAUACAAUCACCAGGGCAUGGAACCAACCCAAGUGUCCAUCUAUAGAUGAAUGGAUAAAGAUGUAUAUAAGUUAGGAGUAUGGGAUUAACAGAUACACACCACUAUAUAUAAAUAGAUAAACAAUAGGAUUUACUGUAUAGCAUAGUGAACCAUAUUCAUUAUCCUGCAAUAACUUGCA
This is a messenger RNA of Lagenorhynchus albirostris (white-beaked dolphin), 6244 nucleotides long. Its product is annotated as zinc finger protein OZF-like. Gene Ontology annotation, biological process: negative regulation of transcription by RNA polymerase II. The transcript is spliced from 4 exons. The record is from RefSeq and is a predicted model, not a curated record. Gene Ontology annotation, molecular function: DNA-binding transcription repressor activity, RNA polymerase II-specific. Bases 941 to 2737 code for a protein of 598 amino acids. Lineage: Eukaryota; Metazoa; Chordata; Mammalia; Artiodactyla; Delphinidae.